CAGUGGCUCGAGAAAGCAGCAUUUCUCGCCAUGAGAUUGUACAGACAGAACUUUCUUACGUACAUGAGUCAGCAUGGCGUUAAUUUGAUGGCGUUGGUUAACGAACAUUUUAUUUGUGCACUCUUUCAAAAGGUAUUCGUUGUUUAAUAAUCGGCUAUUGAGAUUUGUGUGGAAAUAAUGUUGAAACUUCUGCUAGCUCUAAUUAAUUACACACUAAAAUUAGUUUUGGUAUCGAUGCAAAAUCCUAGAGUGUGUUUAGGGCAUUUUGUCGUAUGAUAUCGGUGUAAUUUUAAAAAAAAUUGUUUCAAGAAUCUUAAAAUUAUAACACGAUAAAUUAUUUCAGAAAAAUGCAUAAUCCUGUAUAUUAAAUUACAUAGAGUUAAAAAAAUAUUUUUUUUAUUGUUAUUAAUUAAAAAUAAUUUGAUUGAUGGUCAAUGGCGCUAUAAAAUGAAAUGACAUUCUCGCGAAAAAAUGUAAUCAUAUAUAUUAUUUUUUUGGUUUUAUAUUAUAACUAGAGACGUCUUGUUGAUAAUUUUUUUUUUUUAAAUACACACAGGAACCAUGGCAAGACGCAAAUAAUCCCUACGGAGAGGUAACAUGCUGUAAAACAUAAAAAAUCAAUAUUUGUAUUUUAUGUACACAAUUGAAAUAAAAUGUAUAUCAUCAUUCUAUGAUUCUAACGCUUCCCAAUAUGAUAUACAAAUGUCAUGUUUCUAUACAGACAUUCGAAGUAGCAUGUAUAGCAUCAUGGCACGAUAAUUAGAAUAAAGUUAUAGAUAUCAAUUUGAAGAGAAUCCUAUACACAGGAAAUGAGUAGCCAUGGAUUCAAAGAAACAAAACACUAAGUGGUAUCCUCGUAUUCUAAUUAUAUAUCCAGGUAACAUUUCUAAUGAAAGUCCACAUUUUAUUUCAUCCUAAGAAAAAAUAUAAUUUAUCUUUUUUUUUUUUUUUUUUAAAGUCUAAGAAAAGUGUGUUACCUUAGGAUAUUAAUAUAUAUAUAUAUAUAUAUAUAUAUAUAUAUCUUUAUAAUGUUACAGUGGUUGGACGGGGCUUGUCAGUGUUAGGGUGGCGUGGUGGUUGGCGUGGAUGUUGGUGUGGCGGUUGGCGUGGUGGUGUUGGCGUUGCGGUUGGCGUGGCGGUUGGCGUGGCGGUUGGCGUGGUGGUUGGCGUGGUGGUUGGCGUGGUGGUUGGCCUGGUGGUUGGCCUGGUGGUGGUGGUUGGCGUAGUGGUAGGCGUGGUGGUUGGCGUGGUGGUUGGCAUGGUGGUGGGGGUGGUGGUUGGCGUGGUGGUUGGCAUGGUGGUUGGCGUGGUGGUUGGCGUGGUGGUUGGCGUGGUGGUUGGCGUGGUGGUUGGCGUGGUGGUUUUAUUUACAAUAAAAAAAAAAUAAAAUGAAAUAGUUAUUCAAUUAUUUUUUUUUAAAAUUUCUUAACUUUAAUACCAAAAAUGUUUAAAGUCACAACCUAAAUUUAUUUUAUUGAUUUACAGUGCCAUUAUAGAGUGUGAUAAAUUUGAUAAGAUAUAAAGAUACAAAUUGAAUGCAGAGAAAAGUGACAGCUGUUCCCCUAUUUUUAUUUACUCAAUGUAUUCAAUUAUCGAUUAUUAUUACAGGGUCUGACGUUAGUUGGUAUUUGCCGCGACGUUUUUAAAAAGAUAAGACCUUUGGCAGGAAAAUCUUUCUUGGAGAAAACGGGUAAAAAAAAUAUAUUUUAAAGUGCUAUGUGUUUAAAAAUUAUUGAUUAAUUUUUUUUUUUCUUGAUUCAUGUAUUCUAUAUUCAAUAUAUGUCUUAUCUCAAUCUCAUAUGACACGUUUCCAUGUUUCUUACAUUUUAUUAAUUUUUUAAAAGAAAUGUUAAGUGUUAAAUGAUUGGAAAAAGUUUUAUUUUAUUUAUUUACUUUAUUUAUUUUCUUAUUUUAAAAAAAAAACAAUUUAUUUUUCAAUUUUAUUUGCUCCACCGGUUGAAUGAUGGAGAUAAAAAUUAUAUUAAUAUUAAGUCCAACUAAAAUAAAAUGUAUUUUGCUAUAAAAACCACCAACGUUUCUCAACCAUGGAUUUUUUUUUUUUUAGUUCCGCUUCUUUGAUGCGGCGCAUUAUUAUCUAAAUAAAUUCAUUUUGAAAUAAUUUUAACGAUUAUAGAAAUACUCCAAAAUAAUUCGUCUUGUCAACUCAUCAAGUAGUAAGUUUUAAUCAAGAUAGUAUAUGGCCACAGUGAGGCAAGCUUUAAAAUAGAUAAUAUAAAUUGACAUGAAACAUCUUUUUCAAAUUUAUAGAGGAAUCUUUUGACAUGGCUGAUCUGUUAUUUGUGGAUUCUGUAUUUGAGAUGAAGCUGGAAACAUCGCUUCUAUAUUGGACACUUGUUCGAGUAAGUAUUACAUUUCAUUAUUAUAGAAAAUAGCUAUUUAGAGCAGUGGUUCUCAAAUUUUGGUGUGGGAGUAAAGGUCAGGAAUCACUGAAAGACUUCAGGGAUUUGAGGGAUGGGGAAACUAGGCAUCUCUAAGGGGACCCUGGGACUCCCAAGGGGGGAGAUGGAAUAAUAUGGGGAAUAAAAUAUUUCGAUUUUAAAAAUAGAAAAUUUAUAUUUUAAAUACAAUUUACAAUAUGUAUUACAAUGUAAUAAUGAGUUUUAUUUUCUGUUAAAGACUAGUGCAGAAUAGUCAUAUAUUUUCCUCACACUAACGGAAGAAGUGUCAUAAUCUGUAUUAUUCUUUAAGGACUUGAUCGCCAAAGAAAUUAUUGAUGAAAAAAAUCAGUGAUGAUCAUUGAUAAAGUCAAUUAAAUUUUAGAAAUAUCUCUUAAGAACUGACUAAUUAUGAUGCUCUGUGUUGCUAAUGAUGCAUAUUUCGCUGGAAAUAUUUGAGGAAAUAUUUGAAGAAAAUAAUAUUGUAAAGCUUACAAAAUGAGAAAGUUACAUCCACACACAUUUAUCAAAGAUAGCUAAGAUUAGCUCGAUCAGGCCGAAUUGUUUCUUAUAAAUAAACGACCGAAAGAUGUACCAAUUCUUUUGUUGCCCAGUCUGCUUCAGUUUACCAGCGUGCGCACCCAGUGGUACCAAAUCGAUGUGAUCACUAAUUAAGUCGUUCUUGUAACUUAAGCAGUUCAUUUGUUGUGAUUUCUGAGCUAGAGAAAUACUUAAAUGUCUCCUGUGUAAAUUGUUAUAAUUAUAACGUGCUGUCUGUGUAUAAAUAUGUAUUUAUUUACUGGCUGAAAACGAAAACAUACAAUGUAAUUUUUUUUAAAAAGAAAACAUUUCUAUUUAUUUGGAUCAAUUAAGAAUCUUAAAUUAUUUUAUCUUAAUAGAAAUAUAUAUGUAUGCACCUUUUAAAGGAAAUGUCAGCCAUACUGAUAGUUAUUGCUACAUACAUUUUCUAAGCACCCGAUUCAUGCAGCCUUGAUAGCAUACGGGAUCUCCAAGAGUUUAAAGAAGUCUACCCAAGGAAAGGUUACAGUUUUAAAAGAGAAUAUGACGUAAGUUUUAUUCCUGUUUAAAAUACAGAAUAUCAAGUCAUAGUGUUUGUCCUUUCUAAAUACUUAACACACAUCAAAUGUGUUAAGUAGUUCUUAAAGAUUAUUUAUUUAUGUAUUUAUUUUUUUCAAACAGAACAUAUCGCAAACUCUUAAUUGAGGCAGUCAACAACAGUUACUAUAAAAGCAGGCCAGAAACGUUCAAGAUGCUGAAACAACAAAUUCCGGAAUGGGGAAGUGCCAGUUGUAUUCAGAUUGCUCUAGCAACAAGCAAUAAGAAAUUUCUCUCCGAAGCACCGCUUGUUAAUAUGAGGGAGUGCAUCUGGAACGGACAUGUGGGUCAAGAUGACAGCUCUAAUAUUUGA
Molecule: messenger RNA, 3825 nt
Organism: Lymnaea stagnalis (great pond snail)
Lineage: Eukaryota; Metazoa; Mollusca; Gastropoda; Lymnaeidae
Source: the annotation of a GenBank genome assembly